This is a messenger RNA of Styela clava, 2450 nucleotides long. RefSeq names its product bifunctional coenzyme A synthase-like. Gene Ontology annotation, molecular function: dephospho-CoA kinase activity; ATP binding. NCBI's taxonomy places the organism in Eukaryota, Metazoa, Chordata, Ascidiacea, Stolidobranchia, Styelidae. The record is from RefSeq and is a predicted model, not a curated record. Gene Ontology annotation, biological process: coenzyme A biosynthetic process.
UAUGGUUGUUGAAUAAGUUUGUAAUGCUGCAAAGUGGCAAUGCAUCCAUCAGGUUUACUCAUAUUGACAACUCAUAUAUCAUCACUAUGUAAAGGUGAUGCUGUGGCAAGAAUACUGACCAAUGUUGGAAAAUUUGUGAAAUCAACUCUGUAUGUUCACUUGAUCAAUGUUCAUGGUAGUACAAGCAUAAAUAAAGAUUCUAGUUUCACCGUAUCCAACUUACUUCAUUCAACUGGUUCUCGCCCUCUAACACCACAUACCUUCAAUGCAGAUGUUCUGCCAUUUGUGACAAAAUUUUAUUCACAAUGUGCAUUACACUGUGGACAUCUUGAUGUCAAUGUACUUCUUCACAAUAUUGGGGAAAGCUCUUCGCACCCUCAACCUCUACCAAAACCAAUAAAUUGCAUUCUGGUGGAUUUGCCAAAAAGCAGUGAUGAAGUGGAAGACACACUUAGGACAUAUGUUGAUUCAACUUAUUCCACCCUCAAAGAUGAAGCAGGUGCUACCUCACAAGGCACUUCAGUAGAUCCAGUUGAAAAGAUGCCUGUUUACACUUUCAACCUCACAGAUAGUGAUGUAAAAUGCGACAAGUCCGAUGAAAAUGUAGGAAAAACAUCUACCAUAAUAAAAAAAGAAGCGGUUGUAUUGGGUGGUACGUUUGAUCACUUGCAUUCUGGACACAAAGUUUUGCUUAGUGAAGCAAUCCUAAUGGCAAGCAGGAAGAUUGUUAUAGGACUUUCAGAUGGACCACUUCUUGCAAGAAAAACUUUAAAAGAUCUCAUUCAGCCCAUAUCUUUACGAAAGAGACUUCUUGAAGAAUUUAUAUUAUCUGUUGCAAGGCCUGGUAUUGAACUUAUCAUUGAGAGCAUCAAUGACCCUUAUGGCCCAUCCAUCGUUGAUCCAGAUCUUCAAAUGAUAGUAGUCAGUAGAGAAACGGAAAAAGGUGGUCAUAUGGUUAAUGAUAAAAGAAGAGAAAGAGAAUUGUCUAUAUUGGAUGUACAUAUCAUUGGACAAGGUACAUUACUCGAGGACUCUACAUCUGAUACUAUUCCUUUCGAAGAGAACAAAGCAAGUUCUUCGAGUGCUAGAUUUCGUCUUCUUGGUACAUUGCUGAAGCCUAGCAAAGAUUUAUCUCUUGAUUUUAUUCCAACUUCAAAGAUGCCAAUUAUUCCUUACAUAAUCGGCCUCACAGGCGGAAUCGCUGCAGGGAAAUCAUCUGUGGCUAAAAGAAUGGAAGAAAUGGGGGCUAUAAUCAUUGACUGCGAUAAAUUAGGACAUAAAUCUUAUAUUCCUGGUUCUAAUGCGUACACUGCAAUUGUCAAACAUUUUGGAAAAGAAAUUGUAUCUGAUAUAGAUUAUGCAAUUGAUAGAAGAAAGCUUGGUGCGAAGGUCUUUGCAGACAAAUCUCAACUUAAUUUUCUCAACUCGGUAGUCUGGCCUGAAAUCGAGCGCCUGUGCAAGCAAGAAAUUUCUAAUCAUAUGCAAGAAUUGAUAAGUGCCAAAGAUGUAUCAAAGCCUGUUCAAGUUUUUGUUUUGGACGCUGCCAUUUUAUUGGAAGCUGGUUGGAAUGGUUUUGUACAUGAAGUCUGGGCGGUAAAUGUACCUGUGGAAGAAGCAAUCCAACGAAUCAUUGAACGUAAUAAUAUUUCUGAGGAAGACGCAAGGAAGAGAAUUAAUUCACAGUCAACAAAUGAAUGGAGGACAGAGAGAGCUAAUGUCGUUUUGAGUACGCUUUGGGAUCCAGCAGUAACACAGAAACUGAUUGAGAAGUCAUGGGAUUUGCUUGGACAAAGGCUUAAUAAAAGGACUUCAAAAGCGAAUCAGUGUAAUAUGGCAUCAUCUGUAGGAGAUAAAAGUCACAAGCUCUAAUAUGCAUGGUGCAGUAUCAUUUUCUUGUUGCGCCAUUUGUUUGUUUUGCUUCAUCUCUUGAGAAUCUUUUAGUUUUGUGCAACCGAUAAACUCUAACUCUUCCUUAAACACUUUAUUGUUGCCAUCAGUAGUGGGUAUUACCUAGUGACUGAUGUAAGUAAAUUUAAUUAUGUGAAGUUGAUUUCGUAUUAAUCCUAUAUAACUGUGCAACAUUUUUCGUUAAACAUAAAAAUUGGGCUAAAAAUUAGUCUAAAUAUAUUAAUUUACUUGUAGAGUUUGUGGUUAUAUAUAUUCUGAAUAUGGCUAUGGGUACCUUCCUUUACACAUGGAUUGCUUUGGACUUCGAUAUAUUUCAAAAUAGUGUGAUUGGUUCCGGUUUGACAUUAUUAUAGACAAUAUGUUAAAUUGUGAUCAGGUGUACAUUAUUACACAAUGUUAAUAAGUGUUAUUGUUGUUUAAAUUCCGUUAGUUAUGUUUAAUUACAUUCUAUGCAAAAUAAUUAUUGUAAUUGUGUUUUGGGAUUGGAUUUAUUUUGUGGGAGACGAAAUCUGCUUAAGUGAAGCUAAGUGUGAUGCGCAAAC